GAUUGCUAUCAUGUCGCGCCAGGACAAGGCGACCACCGAGAGACACGCUAGAACGCUCCGCGAGCUCCUGAAGCGUCCCGAAAACAAAGUCUGUGCUGACUGCAAGCGGAACGAUCCUCGCUGGGCUUCAUGGAAUAUUGGCGUCUUCCUGUGCAUUAGAUGCUCGGGUAUCCAUCGAUCCAUGGGCACGCAUAUCUCGAGGGUGAAGUCCGUCGACCUGGACAUAUGGACCCCCGAGCAAAUGGCCUCCGUACAAAAAUGGGGAAAUCGCCGAGCCAAUGCAUACUGGGAAGCCCAUCUCAAGGCAGGACAUGUUCCCCCCGAUCAUAAAAUAGAGUCCUUCAUCCGCUCAAAGUACGAAACGCGCCGAUGGGCCAUGGAUGGGCCUCUACCCGCUGAUCCCUCCGUCCUCGAUAACGGCGCAGAAGUUGCACCUGCUGCCCCAGCAUCACCGCCCCCAGCCAUGUCCGCGCCAUCCCACUCUUCCCGACCUAGCGUUGUACAGGGCGUAUCGACCCGACAACCGGCUCCCCCCGUCACGACGCGACAACCUCAGCCGCACCAACUCCUAUCCACGACUGUCCAGCAAAGCAAGGCUGCGGCUGCCCAGGUUCAAGCCCCAUCACAUCAGCAGACUCCUGCUCCGGCUCCCGCUCCAGCGCCUGAGAACGACCUCUUCUCUCUCGAUUUCCACUCCCCACCGACACCCUCUAACAACAGCAUGUCCCCAACCAGUACUUCCGCUCCUAAGAAAGACGUGAAGCAAGAUAUCCUGUCUCUAUUCUCUGCACCUUCACCUGUUGCCGCGACACCCGUGGCACAGCCGGGCUUUGGCACAUUCGGUGUAGCACCUGCGGCUGCUUCGCCCUGGGGCCAGCCUCAAGCCCAGCCGACUCAUGCACAUACCCAGUCCCAGAGUAGUGUCAGUAUGAUGGGUACCAACGGCGCCGGGAUGUGGGGAGCCAGUUCAGGAUGGAGCGCACCCGUCCCCCCGGCUCAGGGUAACUUGUGGUCUAACCCUGCAAGCCAGCCCGCACCAGCAGCUCAGCAAGAUUCGUUGUUUGCCAUGAAUGAUGUCUGGAGCUCAUCGGCGGCUACUACGGCUCCUGCUGCUGCGAGCAACGAUCUCUUUGGCUCGCCGUUCUCGACUACCGCGCCUGCUCAGACUCAGAAGAAGGACGAUGUUUUCGGGGACUUGUGGGGCGAUUUCAAGUAG
Molecule: messenger RNA, 1216 nt
Organism: Gloeophyllum trabeum ATCC 11539
Lineage: Eukaryota; Fungi; Basidiomycota; Agaricomycetes; Gloeophyllales; Gloeophyllaceae
Product: ArfGap-domain-containing protein
Exons: 5
Coding region: 11-1216 (401 amino acids)
Biological process (GO): endocytosis; endoplasmic reticulum to Golgi vesicle-mediated transport; intra-Golgi vesicle-mediated transport
Cellular component (GO): Golgi apparatus
Molecular function (GO): GTPase activator activity; metal ion binding
Source: RefSeq, a predicted model, not a curated record